Linum tenue is the source of this 1023-nucleotide messenger RNA. Lineage: Eukaryota; Viridiplantae; Streptophyta; Magnoliopsida; Malpighiales; Linaceae. The record is from the annotation of a GenBank genome assembly.
GGCCUCCUCUGGGGACCUUGGUUAUUGGGGGAGACUUACCUCACAGUUCACCGCUGGUAUAAGGGUUUCAACCCUUGGACCUCUGUCGUUAGGUCCACCAUUGUUUGGGUGCAGCUUCCUGAGCUACCGGUGGAGUUCGUGAACAAAGAAGCGGUUAUGCGGAUAGGGGAGGCUAUUGGUAACCCAAUUAGGGUGGAUAGGGCGACUGAGUUGGGAGCAAGAGCACAAUUCGCGAGGGUUUGUGUGGAAGUGGAUUUGACGAGACCAUUAUUAUCGCAAUACAAAAUUGAGGGCAUCAAGUAUUUAAUUCAAUAUGAGGGGUUAGAGAAUAUAUGUGGGGAAUGUGGUGUGUAUGGGUCGAAGACUGAUCAGUGUGAAUGCCAAAAGGAACCACCGAUUGUGGUUGAGGAGGAAGUAGAGAUGGUCCCGGAAACCCAAAUUACUGACCCUACAAACGGGAAACAAUAUGGGGAAUGGAUGACCGUAAAGAAAAAGGGGAAGAAAACGCAGUCUGGGAGAGUUCCUGUAAGGGAGGAGAUGCCAUCAACUACCCACAAUAAGUUUCACGUUCUGCAUGGGGAGGAAGAGGAGAGACGGAAUCCCAUGCAAAUGAAAGGAAAGCAGGGAAGGAAGGAAAAUGAAACGACAAAAAAGGAUGCGAGUGCAAAGAAGGGGACCAAUAUUGAUAACAAAAAUGGGGAGCUAGAGGACAAAGGGCGGCAGGAGGAGGCCGCAAAACAAAAGGCGGUGGCAGAUCAGUCUAUUAGGAGGGAUGAGACGAGGACAAAGACUCAGGAGGCAUCAAAAAAGGCUGAAAAGAAGGGUGGUGAGGGUAAGCAAGCAAAUGCAGGGUCUCGAUUGAAACCGUCACAAGCUAAUGGGGAGCAAAAUCAGGAAGGGAAGUUUGGUAGUAUGACGGUAACAAAGAGCCCAAACCCUCCACAGCACAAUUCUAAACGAGUUGACGACAAUGGUCAUAAGAACAAGGGCGCGGGGAGCCUAUCCCCUUCGGGAUAUAAAUGA